AUGGUGCUUUCUGAGGACAGGUACAAAUUUCGUACGCCUGGAGCAGUCCACCAUGCCCGCUUUAUGGCAAAAGGUAUCUACUACCUAAAACUCCAACUUAUGAUGGAUGCUAUACCUAGUCUGGAAAAAUGGCUGAAGCAUGAAAUUACUAAAGUGGUAACUUUUGUCUCUGUUUUUUAUACUACCUGGUUUCUCAAAGCUGAACUAUCCGCUGCUGCUCCGAAUCAGGAUAUGAGAGCGCUUUGGCAAAUGAAUAGGUUUAAGGAGUACAAUUUGAUUGGGGCAGAAUCAGUCAUUAAAUCUAUCAAACGCCACACAUGGUUUCUGGACCCUUACCUUAUUGUACUAGCUCUAGCUGAUAAAAAAUGUAAAGAAAGAGGUGAUAUUGCUCAAAAACUAUACGGCUAUGAAUUUCAUAGUAUGGAUGAAUAUCCGUUAGUCCGAAUAAGUGCUAACAUAGAGGUCCUCAAUUCUUUAGACUUCAGUGGACCGAAGCCUCCCAGCUUAGUUCAUUUGGUCACAGAAAAUUCGUGGCUAUUGUUCCUUAUGAUAGGUCAAAGUAAAAGUGACUGUCAAUUUAUGAAAACCCCUCCAGAAUAUUGGACUUGCAACGAUUUCUACUUAAAAUUUCAGGAGGCAGUUUUUAAUCUUUCAGUUGUUAAUGAUUGCUAG
Messenger RNA from Hydra vulgaris (swiftwater hydra), 672 nucleotides. Lineage: Eukaryota; Metazoa; Cnidaria; Hydrozoa; Anthoathecata; Hydridae. The record is from RefSeq and is a predicted model, not a curated record.